GGUUGGUGCCUUUAACUUACAAGCAUCUAGGGGAGACGAGGAGAAGAAGAAAAAAAAAAAAAGAGGAACGUCCCCCCCCACCCCGGCUCUUAUCUGGAGCUACAAACCCGAGGAAAAGUUCGACAACUUUUUCACAUUUUGUCGACAUCUUGCCAUUGAACGCGUUAUGCUCAUAGGAUUUACUUUCUUUGCAUUUUCCGACUAGGAUUAAGUUCUGCAUGGAAACAAAUGAUAUUUGAACCCGCACAGAGGAGCGGAGAGAGGAGGUGGGUGUCGGAUAUAUAACCCAGUGUGAUUCUGUUCUUGUUCUUUAAUGCAUGUAUACUCUGCAUGUACAAGAAGCCCUGUUUUGGGUUAACAAAGGUAAAACAAUAAAGCAUUUGGUACCGCUGCGUGCUCAGUCACUCAAGUUUUAGGAAGAUUUUAAAGGUGUAACCCGUGGAGAAAACGAGGUUGCGGCAACUUUGCAGCGAAACGCAGGACACAGAAAGAGAGAAGUGCAAUAUAAGAACUUAAAUCAUGGCGUUGAAGGCCAGAGUGUUGUACGACUUCCACUCGGAGAACCCAGGGGAGAUCUCCAUAACAGAGAAUGAGAUGGUCACUCUUUUCAACGAGGAGGAGCUGGAGGGCUGGCUGGAGGGGGAGAACAGCAGGGGGGAGGUUGGUCUCUUCCCUGCCUCCUAUGUGGAGAUCACCAAGGACCAUAUCACCUCCAGCACCAACAACAACAACGGACUCUCCUCGCCCAAGUCCAAAGCCCUGACGCCCACCCACACCUCCUACACCUCCUCUGACACCCAGUCCCAGAAAGGACUUGGGGCUGGGAGUGGUGGCAGUGGGGGAGGAAGCUUCCACACCAGUCAUGGCAGUGAUGAUGACUGGGACGACGACUGGGAUGACAGCUCUCCCGCCACCGAUGCGCCACAGGGUUUUGGCAGCACGCCACCCUUGUACCCGGUGACCACCUCUUUGCCAGGGCGGCGUGAGAGCACCCAGCAGCAGCAGCAGCAGCAGCAGCAGCAUCAUGCAAAGAGCUCAGGGACCGUGGGGAGGAACCUCAACAGGUUUUCCACCUUCGUCAAGUCUGGCGGGGAGGCUUUCCUUCUUGGGGAGGCCUCUGCUUUUGUCAAGGAUGGGGACAGGAUCUGUGUGGUGAUGGGGAAGCAUGGGCCAGAGUGGCAGGAGGAUCCGUAUCCUUUCACUUGCACCAUUGACGACCCGACCAAGCAGACCAAGUUCAAGGGCAUGAAGAGCUACAUGUCCUAUGGCUUGACCCCAACGCACACUAAUACACAAGUUAACCGCAGGUAUAAACACUUCGACUGGCUGUAUGCUCGCCUUGUGGAGCGUUUCCCGGUCAUCUCGGUACCCCACCUGCCGGAAAAGCAGGCCACCGGUCGAUUCGAGGAGGACUUCAUUUCAAAGCGGAGAAAGGGACUAAUGUGGUGGAUGAACCAUAUGAUCAGCCACCCAGUGCUGGCACACUGUGACGUUUUCCAGCAUUUCCUAACAUGCGGGGCUGAUGAGAAGGCCUGGAAACAGGGCAAGAGGAAGGCAGAGAGGGAUGAUCUGGUCGGGGCCAAUUUCUUCCUCACAAUUAGUACUCCUGUCCUACUUGACCUCCAGGAAGUUGAGAGCAAGAUUGAAGGAUUCAAGACGUUCACAAAGACGAUGGACGAGAACAGCGUCAUCGUGAACGCAAACAUCAACGAGUUUGCUCGCAAGCAGGCGGUAGGGUUCAAAAAGGAGUACCAAAAGGUUGGACAGUCCUUCAAACUUCUGGCGCAGGCUUUUGAAAUAGACCAGCAGGCGUACUCAGUAGGCCUGAACAAAGCCAUCGCAGACACUGGUGAGGCGUACGAGGCCAUUGGAGAGUAUUUUGCUGAGCAGCCGCGCCAGGACCUGGAUCCUAUUUCUGACCUGCUGGACAUCUACAGAGGACACCUGGCCAAUUUUCCUGACAUCAUCCAUGUACAGAAAGGUGCACUGACCAAGGUGAAAGACUGUCCGAAGAAGGAAAGUGAGCUCCAAGACCGCUGCAACAUCAUUUCCUGCGCCACGCUGGCCGAGAUACAGCACUUCCACCGCACACGUGUACGGGACUUCCGCUUGCAAAUGCAGCACCACCUCCGUCAGCAGAUCAGCUUCUUCCAGAAGAUCACAGCCAAGCUGGAGGACACCCUUCAGAGGUAUGACGAUGACCAGUAGGAAGGAAACCGUUAAGUUAGACGACAAAGGCCAUGAGGAGACAAGGUAAAAGGGUGAUUGAUUGUCUGUCCUCCAGUAAUGGAGAAAACCAUUUGAUCUGAUGGAUCCUGGGCCCUGUGCAAGAGUACAAAGACCAAAUCCCACUCUUGAAAAAUGGAUGUCACUUGACUUCGAAUGACAACUUCUUGGGUUAACUGGACAGCUCUGAUGAAUGUACCAGUAACAUGGAAAUUUGCUGACAAUCCAGCCACAUCUUAAAACUCAGCAGGACUGCCAUGAUAUUAAAAACAGCUGCUCUCACUAAGACAAGGCUGCAUCUGGAUUCUCUGACACAGGCCCUCCAGAUCCCGUCAUGCCUCCACUGCCUGAACUCUUCAUUUAAAAACCCCUCAUGUGGGUAACCCUGAACCCAAAGGAGAACCCCCCCCCAAUCACUUAAACUGGAUCUUUUAAUGAUUGUGGAAGAGGACUUCAUAAACGGAAUGUUUUUUCUCAUCUUUCUAUGUGUCUGUUUUUUACUUGAACACCCUCUUCAGUAUUAUUUUAAUGGGACUUUAUAGCAUGCAAGUAUGUUUGAAUAGGCAAAGCAGACAAUGGGCAUAGUCUACUCUGUUGAUUCAGUUUAGGUGUUUGUUUCAUUAUAGCUUGAAAAAUGACCUACUUCUGAUGUCUGACAUCUCUCACUAACCUGAAAGUUUCACAGGCUUUUCUGGAACAUCAAUUUUAAGCCUUGUGUUCUGUGUUUUAUGUUUUAGUUGCCUUCCUUAAAGCAAUAAGGUGUCAGUCAGUCCGUUGUUGAUUUUAUGGUUUUAACGACUGUUUCCUUGGUUUUAGAAGCACCACUGCAGCUUUUUUGUAGCUGUAGGCCUUUAGUGUUUGAAAUCUGAGGUCCAAAUCAGUCUGUCUGACUCAUUUCUUGGAGGUCAGAGUGAUGCCGCUGGGCACAGACACUUAAAAAAACAAAGGACUCCUGGCAUUAGAGCUUUGAACCCAUAUCUAAAAGUUUAAACCAGCAGUUUGUAAGCGUCUCGUGUCAAAAUGAUAUAUUUCAGUUAUAUUUUAUUGUAUGAAAAAAAAGUCAGACAGUCUUAAAGGUAAAAUAUGCAACAUUAAUGAAGCAGAUGUAAAGUAUAACCUAAUUAAAUAUUUGAGUAAAAAAAAAGAAUGAAGACAAACUCCCUCUGGGCUUGUUCUGAUCUCUUACUGUUCAUACUGACGAGACGGCGCUUCAGUCUGUUUAUUCUUUGCUCAGAGGCUCAAACAUAUUUUCUUUCAAGUAAACCCUCCCUGUCCACCACUUGAGGGAAGAGAAAUGAGUCCGCCCACUAAGGGCCGCUGUAUGUUGUGGUACAAUGGCAGAGUUUCAUUGCCGAGAAGCAGAGAGUUCAAUUCAAGGAGAUCUGACUGACUUUCCAAACCAACUUUCCAAAAAUACUUUAAAGCUAUAAGAACCGAAUCAACUUUGCGCCGCAUAUCUGAUUGGAAAUCGGUCAGAGAAAGAGCUGCAAUCCAUCAGAACACUGAGGGACAGGAGGGUGGGAGGGGAAUUGGUGCACCUUAGGGACAGCUUUUUUUGUUUUGAGGGACUGAUGCUAUAAGGCAACAUCGACUGGAAAUCUACUCGGAAUGUCGCAUAUCAUACCUUCAAAGACACCAGAGUCUGUAGCCUCUUCUACAUUGAGGCUCUGCAGCAGUAACAAAGCUCUGCUGUCACAUGGCAUUGAGUAGUUUAAUAUUGAAUCGCUGUGCCAUUGUAUGAUUUUACUCAGAAGCAAGAUUAUAACAGACAUGAUGCAUAAUCAACCACUGUGAGCAUACAAACACAUACACACUCCCAUGUUCUACCAUCAUGACUCCAACGCUUUACGUAGUCUUGUCUCCAUACUGCCUCUGAGGCCGGCUUAGUGGUGUAAAGCUCUCAUUCCACUAUUACUCAUCUGACAUUGACUUUGAUGGUGAGGCAACAGAGGGGUAACUGUUCCAUAUUAGACAAUCAAUGUAAAAGGGGCUUAUGUUUUGAGCUUCUUUAAAGUGGUCUGACAGUACUGUCUUUAAAACUACCACUUGAGGUAGUAUUAAGUUAAAAAUAUUGUAUUUUACGUAGUGGCUUUAAAGGGUUUUGCUCUUCUUGAUGCGUGAAUGUGCUGCUUUUAACAAGUAGGUUUACUGUCUUAACCUUGUUACAAAGCAACCGGAAUUUGCCCACAGAACUGUUUUGUAGGUUGUUUUUUUUUCCAAUGUAUUGUGACGCUGGGCUAGGACACUUUUUCAAUUAAAAGUUUGCAUCCUGGAGAGUGUGUUUCAACACACACCAUCUUGCAGUGUUUUAUGAGCCUGACUCAAAGAGCAUGGCCCUGAGUGUAUUCAACAGUUAAAUCUACAAAGAGACACAUAUCCAGAAGGUUUGAAAUCCAACAAAUGUUCUCUCAUGACACAACAUGCACCAUACAGUAUGUAACUGAGAUAACCAAUUGAAUGCUUAACAAUGGGUUACCAUACCAAGUGAUGUCAGUUUUCAGCUCACUUAUCAGAAUAUUUCUGAUAAUGUCAAGGUUUUUUUUUUUUUUUCCUCCUGGGAUUCCUGAAGUAGGUUUGUAGUAGGAUAAACCACCAGUCAGGUUGUUAACAGUGUUCUGCAGAAACAUUUUAUUCACCUCAAUGAAACUUCAAAAAUAAUAAAGAACAGCAUUUCACUAAAUAAAUCAUCGUAAAGUUCAGUCAAA
This is a messenger RNA of Labrus bergylta (ballan wrasse), 4931 nucleotides long. Its product is annotated as sorting nexin-18-like. Lineage: Eukaryota; Metazoa; Chordata; Actinopteri; Labriformes; Labridae. Gene Ontology annotation, cellular component: plasma membrane; cytoplasmic vesicle. Gene Ontology annotation, biological process: endocytosis; cleavage furrow formation; endosomal transport. The record is from RefSeq and is a predicted model, not a curated record. Gene Ontology annotation, molecular function: phosphatidylinositol binding.